UUUUUUUUUUUUUUUUUUUAAAUAAUUUAUUUAUAAUUUAUUACAUUUGUUUUAUAAUGCUAGAAGGUUACACGAGUGGAUGCCAUUUGCUUUUCCUCACUGUUUCUAUUGCAGGUGCCCAUUUAGUUCUUGGAAAUGAAAAACCCAUCAUCGCUGCUGCAAGUUUUGCUGCUCACAUCUACCGGCCAGUCCUGCAGCCCUCAGAAGUCCUCCCUCAGAUUGGAACCUACACGAUUAAAAACCCAAAGGGAGGACUAUGCAUCAAAGCUACAAUGGGAGCACAGUAUAUUGUCAUCAUAAAAAAGAAGAGCUGGUUUUUCAACUUGGACCCUCUUAAGGUUCUUGUGAGCGGGACCUGUCACUGGGAAUCAGCGGUCUUAUCCCUCACACUACCUGAUAAUGCUGCCACAAUGCAGUUCACCUUCAAAAAGGAAAAUAAUCAAUAUUAUGUCACCAAGCUGAGCGCUUCGUUGUCUCCUCAGCCUGUUUGCUUAGCAUGUGCUAAUAAGACUUACUUGGGUUCAGUGUCACCUGGCAAGUUGUUUGCAGCAUCAUACGGUCGAAGCUUUCGUUGCAAAUCUGCGAACAUGCUUUUGGCAUCUUCAGAAAUGAGUAUUAAGCUGGUAUCUCUUCAGAUGCAGGCAUUUAGUGUGCCCAAUGGACCUUAUGGAGAAGUGGAGGAAUGUUUGGCGGAUUAUAAAAAGAAGACGAUCCCUAUUAUCCUCUGGGGUGUCGCAUUUGGCUUUUUGAUGAUUGCAACAGUCACCUUCUUAUUGGUUAAAGAACAUCGUACAGAGGGCUACCAGAGACUCUGAAGUUUUUCUGAAACUAUUCAUGUCAAAUGACAUUUGGAUUUUUGUCUCACAUUAAACUCCUGGGAUUGUGAACAAUGUUUAUGAAAUGCUCCAGUUGGCUCCAGUCCAGAGUGUAUAGCUCCUCACAACCAAUGUCAGUUAGCAUGGAAUACAAUUUCAGAGGUGGGUUGUUUGCAGAUGAGGUAAAUCAAACAAACAAAAUAAUAUUCAAAUUAAACAAGAUAUUCAAAACUAUAAAUUUGUAUCAUUAUGAUUUCAGUCACACUCUGAAUUAUACACUUCAUUCACUACCAAACUAAGGAGGGUAACAUGUAGGUAACACGAUUCAAUACAAUUUGUGAAACAAGGCUCACGAUAACAAUGAGGUCACGAUAUGGCGAUACAAAAAUUAUCGAUGCAUUGGUAGGGAAAUCAUUCUAGGAUAUU
Messenger RNA from Corythoichthys intestinalis (scribbled pipefish), 1241 nucleotides. RefSeq names its product lysosomal associated membrane protein 3 (gene lamp3). The transcript is spliced from 7 exons. Lineage: Eukaryota; Metazoa; Chordata; Actinopteri; Syngnathiformes; Syngnathidae. Gene Ontology annotation, cellular component: late endosome membrane; lysosomal membrane; plasma membrane. The record is from RefSeq and is a predicted model, not a curated record. Gene Ontology annotation, biological process: establishment of protein localization to organelle. The coding region runs from base 57 to 815 and encodes 252 amino acids.